This is a messenger RNA of Musca domestica (house fly), 2221 nucleotides long. Its product is annotated as probable aminopeptidase NPEPL1. Bases 150 to 1955 code for a protein of 601 amino acids. The transcript is spliced from 6 exons. The record is from RefSeq and is a predicted model, not a curated record. Gene Ontology annotation, molecular function: metalloaminopeptidase activity; manganese ion binding. Gene Ontology annotation, biological process: proteolysis. Gene Ontology annotation, cellular component: cytoplasm. NCBI's taxonomy places the organism in Eukaryota, Metazoa, Arthropoda, Insecta, Diptera, Muscidae.
CUUGUUCGCUCCGAAACGCGAACGACACAGAAUAAACAAUUGAAAGAAUUCGUGAAUUCUGUGGGGAUUACUUAAGCGAACGAUUAUCGCUUUCCCUCAAACAAGUUCCAGUGUAGCCGGCAUCGGCAUCUGUUCAUUCGUUUGCGUUAAUGCAUUUUAGAAGCUUUCCUAUUUUAAAUAAAACUCUAAAAUUAAAAAUUAUAAAUUUUUUUGUUCGGCACGAAGGAUCUGGGGCCGCUGCACAGCGAACAGCACCAUCAUACGGUUGUAAUCCAGUUGCUGCAGGAGAAGUUGGCAACCGCACAUUUUCCACUACAACAACUAAGUGGAAGGCAACAAGCUGCCCCAAGAUGGCAGUAGAUUUAAAAUUCAAUGCCUCGCUUACCAAAAGUGAUCCACAUUUUAAGCCAGUGUUGAUUAUUGGUCAACUGAAGCAUUUGAAUCUACUCAAAUUUUCCGAUGUUGCUUGCAAAUUGGAACCUCGCGUCACCGAGGACACAUUUAACAAAGCCGUGUCGUGCUUACAUCCCUCGCCGACUGAUAAAAUAUCAUUGUACUUGGACGUAGCCACCGUUGCUGCGGUACCCCUUAAGUGUUCACGUCACAAUACACCUUCUCGAGCCCAUGCCAUAACACGUUUGGUAAAGAACAACGUUCUCAACGUUAGUGAGGAAAGUAUUGUCAUCGUUUGCGAAAAAGCAGACCUCUUCGCUAGCGCCUGUGCCGUAGUCCGUGCUUUUUCCCUAUAUUCCCGCAAGACUACAAACAAUGUUAGCAGUCCUUCGUAUAAUCGUGCUGUUGAUCAAGACGUGCCAAUGAAGAAUGCCGGUGAUAAUUCAGUCGUCAGCAUUGAAUUUGUCAUUAUUGAAAAGGACGGAUCGGUCUCUGAGACCCCAUUAGAUGCUUCUGAACUUUGCUGUUUGGAGGUAGCAGCCAAAGGGGUCCAAUUAGCAGCUCGCAUUGUUGACACCCCAUGCAAUGAAAUGAAUGUUGAUCAUUUCGUGCAAGAGGCAGAAAUAAUUGGCUACGAACUUAAUAUCAAACCGCUAGUAAUAAGAGGCGAAGAAUUACGUGAACGUGGUUUUGGUGGCAUCUAUGGCGUUGGAAAGGCAGCCGCUGUGCCACCUGCGUUGGUAGUGUUGUCACAUGAGCCAAAAGGCGCCCAAGAAACUAUAGCCUUGGUUGGCAAAGGUAUUGUUUAUGACACUGGCGGUCUUAGCAUUAAAGGUAAGACUGCCAUGCCUGGCAUGAAGCGUGAUUGCGGUGGUGCAGCAGCAAUUUUGGGUGCAUUCUAUGCAGCGGUAAAAUGUGGAUUUAAAGAAAAUCUUCAUGCUGUGUUUUGCAUGGCGGAAAAUUCUGUAGGCCCAAAUGCAACAAGACCUGAUGACAUCCACACAUUGUACUCUGGACGUACAGUGGAAAUUAAUAAUACUGAUGCCGAGGGACGUCUGGUAUUGUCCGAUGGUGUUGCAUAUGCCCACAAAGAUCUAAAGGCGAACAUAAUAUUGGACAUGGCAACACUGACUGGUGCCCAGGGCAUUGCUACUGGAAAAUAUCACGGCGCCAUACUGACAAAUUCUGAAGAAUGGGAAAUUAAGUCCCUCGAAGCUGGACGUAAAUCUGGAGAUUUAUUGGCGCCCUUAGUUUACUGCCCCGAAUUGCAUUUCUCCGAGUUUGCAUCGGCCGUUGCCGACAUGAAGAACUCCGUUGCGGACCGCAGCAAUGCUCAAUCGUCUUGUGCUGGCUUGUUUGUAGGAGCUAACCUGGGAUUCGAUUAUCCAGGCAUAUGGAUGCAUGUAGAUAUGGCCACCCCUGUCCACUGUGGUGAACGUGCCACAGGUUAUGGCGUGGCAUUGUUGCUGGCUUUGUUUGGUAGCCACACCAACUGCAAGAUGUUGCAAUCGAUUGCAUGCAGUGACUCUGAACCACCACCGAAACGCAUCUGUCGCGACUAAAUUAUUGGCUGAAGCAGCUCUGCCAUUGAGCGACAUAAUCGCUUUCCAGAAUGAAAUAAAUCUUGAAUGCUAUUAUUUAGUUUCCAUAUAUUAUUCAUUUCAAUGUUGUUCAUUUUCAAAAAAAAUGGAAAACAUUCAAGUAACAUUAAUCGAACGAGUAAUCUGUAAUGCGUUUAAUUUUAAUUUUCAGAUAUUUACAUUCAUUUUUUGUGGUCUGAUCUAUAAUAUAAAUAAAAAGAAUUGAAUUCAAAAUGUACUGAUAUUAA